AAAUAACCGAAGUAUAUCAAAUAAAUUGUUUACAAAUGGCGACGAAAGUGAGAUGAGCGCAGGCCAGCUUAUUUAUUAGUAUAUUAGGAAAAAAUGUCAUCGCAAGUGGAGACUACUGGUGUAAAUAAUGCUGUUGAACAUUUACAAGAGCUAGGUGAUCGGAUGAGACAUGAUUUUGGUUUUAGUGAGACAGAUGUAUGUAAUAUAGAUAAAGUGAUUGAAGCACUUAAGGAACUGGAAAUAUUACGGUCUGAGGCACAUGACAGGUUGGAAGCCGAGACUAUCCGUGCCAGUAUACAGAGACAUACACUGCAGUUUCUACCAGGACGGAUCACCCAAGAAAUCACAGAUGCUAUUAACUCUGCCAAAAAAUCAAAUGCUGAUGCCAUAGAAUACCUGAAGAAUCAAUUGGAGAAAGUCAACAAAAACAUAGUCUACCUCGAGGGUUACCAGAAACAGCUUGAUGAAGAAAAUGCACAACUACAUCCGGAGAGAGAACAAGUUAGACAACAACAUGAGGAGAUCAUCUCACAGCUUAACCAAAGAAUGGCUGAGAAAGCCAGCAUGCAGAUUCACCUAAAUGAGACUAGAGACCAAGUUAGACAGACAAAUCAAGAUAUUGUAGAUUUAGAAGAUGGUAUUCUUCAACUCAAGGAAGAUUUAAUACACGAAAGAGGGGAGGCAAGAUCAGAGAAAAGACAGUUGAAGAAGGCUGUGGCAAGUACAACAGACAAAACAAAGGAACAAAAACUUUUAAAUGUUGAAAAGAAAAAAGAUUUGGAUGCAUUGCAUGAAAAGUUAGUAGAUAGUGAAGGAAAACUUGAUGCCUUGAGAAAGAGUUUACGUAGAUUUGAGACAUCAAAGGCCAAGCUUGAAGGUCAGGAAAGAGCUUUGACUGCUCAGUUACAGAAACAACUCAAACAAAAUGAAGAAUUAAGACAGAAAGGAGCUUCAAUUUUAGCUGAAGAUGCUAGAUUACAGAAAGAAUUUAUAGAAAAUGAGAAACAACUAACAAGUAAACUAAAAAGGGUAGGAUUCUACUUUAUAUCUGUACUUCAUAUAUAUCAGACUUCUGUGUUAUUAUCAGAAUAUUUCUGUUGCUGGAAAGGUUUUGCAGAAGAAUUGGAACAGAUGAUGGAUGUCAGGAGUGAUGAUGCUGAGAGGGUAGCAGCCCUUGAUGCUCAAUUACAAGCAGAGAAACGUAACUUGUCAUCAAAGGCAGAGGAAGUAGGUGAAAUGCAAGGCCAGAACUCUAAAAUGUUAGAGGAUAUAGAAACUCUUGGAGAAACACACAAGGCUGUAAUGGCUCAGCUGAAUAAACAAGUGGAAGAGUACAGGGAGCAGCUGGCCAAGGAGAGGAAAGAAAGGCUUGAGGUACAACAGAGGAAGAAUUCUGUUUCUAAAGAACUAGAGGAUUACAAGGCAGACAAUCAUAAAUUUAUGCAGGAGAUGAACACCACUAUUACACAGGGAAAACAGGACCAUAUAACACUUUCUAAUGAGGGGGCCCAGUUACAGAGAGAAUUACGUGCAGAUGAUGAUGAGAUUAAAGAUUUAGAAGAUCAACUUGAAAAAGAACAAGAGAAGUAUCAAAAGUCUUUUACUAAGCGCCAAAAUGAAGUGGAUUCAAUGGAGAGAGAAGUGAUAGAAAUGGAAAAUAACAUAGCUGAGAAAAAUCAGAAGAUUGAUGAUUUCACGCCUGGUUUCGAGGAUUUAGAAAAACGGUUUGAAGAGCGAACUGAGGCUUAUGAUGCCCAGAAGAAAAGCAUAGUUGAACUGAAGACUAAAAAAUCACAGCAAGAGGAGAAAAUUCGCAAAUCAAAGGAAAAGAAAGACAGAAUGACAGGGCCUCAGGAGAAGUUGCGUCAUGAUCUAAAGCAGAAGAGACAUGAGGUGAUAUUCCAGCUGAAACAUCAUGGCGAGGAGACCAAGAAAAUAGAGUCAGAGAUCUAUGUGGGCGGUUGUAAAUUGAAAACUGUCCUUGAUGAAAAUCAUAAAUUAGAUGAGGGAUGUAAGGAAUUCACAGCAGAAAUAGAUGACAUACAUUAUCAAAUGGAAUAUAAUGAGAGACUCAAGGCAAGACUUCUGCAAGAACUCCUUAAUACCAAAGGUGUGUUAGAAAAGACAUGGCAGGAGGACCAAGACACACAGCAGAAAUUUACAGACAGAGAUCAAGGUGUUGUAGAUGAGCUGGGUAAUUUGCUGGACAGGACAUCAAAACGAGAGGAGAAAAUAUCGCACAUAACCAGCCAGCUUGAGGUGGAGCUAGGUUAUCUGACCUCAUUCCUGGACAACCUUGCUAGUAGGAGGCCAAAAGACUCGUAUUUGAGUCAGUGUCGUACCCCAACUCCAGGAACCCCUAGCACUGCUGCUGGGAAAAAACCAUUGAGUUUCAGGUUAAGAAUUUCAGUGGAUGAGGACUCCCGGGGAAGCAGCCGACUUUCGAGUCGGGAAGGCGGUCUCAGUCGACUCAGCACCCGAAGUCAAACCUUGCUGGACAUGGUCAACGAGGCAAACAAGGCAGAGAGUCAUAAAUCUUCAAGACCAACUACAUCUAAAAGUAUUCGAAGUACAAGAAGUGCAAAAAGUGUCGUCAUUGCAGAAGAAGUAACAGAAAUUCAAACUGGCCCAAAUGCUGUAACAAAAUCUUUAACAAAGUUAUCUUAAGCUGACAGCCCUUCAGACAAUUAUAUGUUAUGAUUUAUUAUUUAAAUCAUAUAUUUUAAUCUGUCAGUGGGACAAAGGAAAUUGAAUAACUUUUUAAGUAUAAUAGUAUUAUUUAUGUAAAAUUCCACUUCUUAAAAUUGAAAGCACUGUAUAUUUGUCUUGCAUUUAAAUGAUUUUAGUUUCCUUGACUGUGAUAUUCUUCUUUUUUUUUUAAAUAAAUUUUAUGAAGAAA
Molecule: messenger RNA, 2899 nt
Organism: Ruditapes philippinarum (Manila clam)
Lineage: Eukaryota; Metazoa; Mollusca; Bivalvia; Venerida; Veneridae
Product: myosin-11-like
Exons: 27
Coding region: 94-2667 (857 amino acids)
Source: RefSeq, a predicted model, not a curated record